This is a messenger RNA of Arctia plantaginis, 381 nucleotides long. Lineage: Eukaryota; Metazoa; Arthropoda; Insecta; Lepidoptera; Erebidae. The record is from the annotation of a GenBank genome assembly.
AUGCUAUUGACUGGAGUAGCAGUGAGCCCUCAUAAAACGCAGUGUAAAAACUCACCUUCAACAAUAAAUAUGAAGACUUCAACAGCUAUAUUUGUCCUAGGCAUGAUUGUCGCCUGCGCUAUCAUCUCCACUGACGCCGCCUGUCCAGGCUCCAAGUUCUUCAAGGCGCCUGCAACGCUCUUACCCAGGACUGCAAUUACCACUGCACCGCAAUCGAGCAUGCCACGAGUGGCCAAUUUGGGACACAUAAUUCCAUUAACUCCCGCAGUGAGUACACCAAUUGGCUCUGUACACAAAAUUAAAAAUCACAACCACAACAAUGAAGGCAUCAAUGAUAAUCCUGGCUUUGACCAUCAUCGCCUGCGCCGUCAUCUCCGCUGA